Nicotiana tabacum (common tobacco) is the source of this 531-nucleotide messenger RNA. The record is from RefSeq and is a predicted model, not a curated record. Lineage: Eukaryota; Viridiplantae; Streptophyta; Magnoliopsida; Solanales; Solanaceae.
UUCUGUAAUCUCUCGAAGGUUCCAAUAUUUCCGGCGAUUCACAGAGCAUGUACAAAGGGAGAAUUCCGGGAAGAAGUUUCCGGCGACGAUGAAGCCAAUGACGGUGGAUUAUCUGGCGGACCUAGAGGAUCAAGGAUCAACAAUGACGAUGGACAUUGAUGACGUGGAUGCUCUCGAGAUUUUCGGUGAAGGUCCUUUAUUAGGUUCCGAUCACCUCCGUCUCGCUGACGCUGAUUUCUUCAAUUCCUUUCAAGAUGACUUUGAUGAUUCUGACAUCAACUGAAAAUUUGAAUUUUCGGUACUUUCCUAGGGAUAAAUCACUAGUUUCACCGUAGUUAAUAACCGUUCGUUUGUAGUUAAGUUUCUGGAGGAAAAAAAUUUAACCAUAAAUAUCGAGGAAAUAUGAGUAUGUUUAUAUGCUUAUUGAUGAUUAGCUUUUGAAUGCUUUGUUGAUUUCUGAUUCAUUGAUUAGAAUUGGUGAAGUAAUGAUGGAAAAUAUGAACGUUUAUUUGGUUAUUGUAUGUUCGUUGA